Helobdella robusta is the source of this 1029-nucleotide messenger RNA. RefSeq lists its product as hypothetical. Gene Ontology annotation, cellular component: plasma membrane. The record is from RefSeq and is a predicted model, not a curated record. The transcript is spliced from 5 exons. Lineage: Eukaryota; Metazoa; Annelida; Clitellata; Rhynchobdellida; Glossiphoniidae. The coding region runs from base 1 to 696 and encodes 231 amino acids.
AUGACCAGUCUGAAUCUGAUCACGUUUGUAACGUGCAUUUCAUACAGCGUUUCAGAAAAAUUCAAACCAAUAUUCAACUCGUAUGGUCUGAGAGGAUGUGUGGUAGAUGCUGCAGAUGAGCGACUUGUUUACUCUUACGAUUCCCUCAUCAAAUGUGUCGCCAUGUGUUCAGCGAUGGAUGGUUGUGUCGGAAGCAACUACCAUCGCGACACGAAAACUUGUCAGCUGUUCUACGAUAGGACUGAUGUUACAAUCAAACACGAUUCUACGAACAUGUGUGCAUUUUUUGAGAAGAAGACCAGUCAGAUUAUUCUACACAAAGAACUGCUUUCAAGAUACAUCGGUUGUUUUGUAGACAAGAUGAAUACGGAUCCCAGAGAUCUAACGUAUUAUGCAUUAUACACCAACACCAUGACGAUAUCAUUUUGUAGCCAUGUCUGCUUUGGUUUCAAUUACUCCUUCUUUGGACUCCAGAGUUACAGAGAAUGUUAUUGCUCGCAUUCGUACGGAAGAUAUGGAGUAAGUGAUAAAUGUAACUUUAAUUGCGAUGGCGACCAAAGUGAAAUUUGUGGUGGACCUCUUGCGAAUAGCGUUUACACUGUUUGUGAUAGAGGAAUGUAUGGGCUGAAUUGUAACAUCAAAUGCCCACCUGGUCCACAAUGUUUGUGUAAUCGUUUGAACGGCACAUUGAUUUGAAUUUCAAACAAACAAUAAUCUGAAUUAUUUUGACAAAAACAAAAAAUUUUCUAAUUUUUUUUUUAACAAUUUAAUUUCCGUCUAUCCAGCUUCAAUUAAAAAAGGUCGGAUUAAAACGGUAGUAUACUUUAAGCUAUUGUAGCCUACAGGCUUUCAAGCGUUAAGUCUCGUCCUAAUGACCUUUUCUCUAUUUUAUUUUUUGUUAAUUCAAUAGUGGCUUGAAAAUGCUAUGCAAUUUUAUGAUUAAGUAUUUUUGCUUAGAAACUUUUCAAAUGAAUUACAUCUAACAAUGAACUUGUUUUACUUUCCUACAAUAUUCGAAUAAAAUUUUAU